AUGCCCUUGACCUUCACUCAAGGCUUAUUGAUUGGCCAGCUCUCGGUCGUCCUAUUGAUCGGUGCCUUCAUCAAGUUCUUCAUCUUUGGCGAAGCCCCCUCACAGUCCUCGUACGCAAACCGCACCUCAAAACACAUUCGAACCACUUCCUUUCAUGGCGUGAGCAAUCGAAAUACUCCUGCGGAAUCCCUGAGAAAGAAGGCCAGCUCGAACAAUGUGCUCCGGGCAGUACCCACGAGUGCGACAGAUACAGACUCCAUCUUGAAGAAGACGUACUAUCACAUACCGAACAAGGGGCAUGGCAGAAUCAAUCACAACACGCAUCAGCCAGAAAGCCUGGAUUGGUUCAAUGUGCUGAUAGCACAGACGAUAGCAGAGUACCGACAAACGGCGUAUAACCUCAAGGACUCUUCCGCAGAUCGUCCCUCUAUCCUUGCCAGCCUAUCCGACGCUAUUAAUGAUCCAGCGAAGAGGCCGUCGUUCAUCGACGAAAUUACAAUCACUGAAAUAUCUAUAGGCGAGGAAUUUCCCAUUUUCAGUAAUGUGCGAAUUACUGCACUCGAGGAUGAUACUAGCUCUGCGAUAGGCGGGCGUUUGCAGGCACUGGUAGACGUCGAUCUAUCUGACGAUAAUCUCACCUUGGGCAUAGAGACAUCGCUAAUUCUCAAUUACCCUAAACCUGCCUCUGCUAUUCUACCUGUGGCACUAACCGUUUCACUGGUCAGGUUCUCAGGCACACUGUGCAUAAGUUUUGUACCUGCCACUGGUGAGAUACCACCUCAGAAGGAUGGCGAAACUACGAGUAAGCCCAAGACAAACCUGGCAUUUUCCUUCCUGCCAGAUUACAGGUUGGAUCUAUCGGUGAAGAGCUUGAUCGGCUCGCGAUCUCGUCUUCAAGACGUUCCAAAAGUUGCGCAGUUAGUAGAGUCAAGGAUUCAGGCUUGGUUCGAAGAGCGGGUUGUGGAGCCAAGGGUUCAGGUGGUGCCACUACCUGGUUUGUGGCCUCGUAUGGGGAAGACCAGGGUCAGAGAAGGUCAAGAGGACGAUAGGCCGUUGAGCAAGGACAGCGAGAGACUCAGUCCGCCCCAGACUUUAUCUGAACGUACCAGGGAUAGCUUCCCAUCACAAGAUGAGGCCGAAGCAAUGAUUCGAGGGCUCAGAAAGCGAGCUCCGGCUCAGCGACGCAACUCGCAGGCCGUGGUGAUUGACGAAGAGAUGAGACUUCCUGGUGCGCUGCCAGCGUGA
Messenger RNA from Lithohypha guttulata, 1245 nucleotides. It is a transcript of the gene MMM1, whose product is annotated as ERMES complex subunit mmm1. Gene Ontology annotation, cellular component: endoplasmic reticulum; ERMES complex. Lineage: Eukaryota; Fungi; Ascomycota; Eurotiomycetes; Chaetothyriales; Trichomeriaceae. Gene Ontology annotation, biological process: mitochondrion organization; phospholipid transport. The record is from RefSeq and is a predicted model, not a curated record. The coding region runs from base 1 to 1245 and encodes 414 amino acids. Gene Ontology annotation, molecular function: lipid binding. The transcript has a single exon.